AUGAUAAAAGCCAUCAAGCCAUAUAUGUUCACACCACUACGAAGGGAAAUAGUACGAUCAGUCUCUCUCAAAGCUGGUGAAAUUCAAGGAAUAUCCGAAUAUUUCGAGUACUGCACGUUCAAUAAAAUUGACCCCCAGUCUACGGUAUUCCGGGGAACAUUAUACGAGUUACUUGCCAAAGAUAUCCUUGAAAAGGCAUUCCAUUUCAAGAAUCUCAUCAAAGCCGGUGGUCCAGGAGAUGACGGGUUGGAUUUGAUUGGUCAAUGGGAUCUUUCUUAUUUCUACCACAAAUCUCUCAGUUUGUUUCCUAAUCUGGAUGUGGACCAGCGAUCAGUCAUACACUACUCCAAAGAAAAAGACACUACACAAAAGGAUAAUAUUUCUUUGCAGACCGAGAUUAAUGUAUUGGUUCAAUGUAAGAACUUCAAAGCGAAGUUGAAACCAGGCGCUAUUAAAGAGCUCAGUGGAAUUUAUUACCACCAUAGAGCAAACCCCAAAACAACAAUUAUGGUUCUUGUAACUCCGCAAAUUCUUACAAAACAAGCAUUAAAACUGUUUGAAGGAACAUUGUUCCCCAUGAUGUGUGUUCACAUAUCAAGUCCAUUAAACCUUACUGGUAAUCCCUAUGCUCUAGAAGAAUAUUCUGGAGGAGAAUACUUGGGCAUGCAUCUUAAUAAGGCGGGACAGGAGUUCCUCUCUGGCCUACAUUUAGAGGAUUUACUAGGCAAACGAGGCAUUUGA
Molecule: messenger RNA, 741 nt
Organism: Spathaspora passalidarum NRRL Y-27907
Lineage: Eukaryota; Fungi; Ascomycota; Pichiomycetes; Serinales; Debaryomycetaceae
Exons: 1
Coding region: 1-741 (246 amino acids)
Cellular component (GO): mitochondrion
Source: RefSeq, a predicted model, not a curated record